Messenger RNA from Hyaloscypha bicolor E, 300 nucleotides. RefSeq lists its product as uncharacterized. The transcript has a single exon. The record is from RefSeq and is a predicted model, not a curated record. Lineage: Eukaryota; Fungi; Ascomycota; Leotiomycetes; Helotiales; Hyaloscyphaceae. The coding region runs from base 35 to 262 and encodes 75 amino acids.
GGAGGGCAAAGUGGCAUGUUGUUGCCACUGCUGGAUGGGGAGAGGGGCCGAGAUCUUGGUUUGGUGGUUUGGAUGCUUUGGGGCGAACUUGAUCUUUGGGUUGAAUGGAGGUCUGGAUCAGGAUCUUGAGGGGAGUUUGAGUGAUGGAUUGAGAUUAGACUCGGAGUGCGCGAGGGACUGCAAGUGCCGGGAACGUUUGGGUUGUGGGGUUAGGUGGGACGCGAUGAUGAGCUUGAGGAGAGAUACUUGCUUCUGUCUAUAGCUUGGCCGUUAAGGAGUUGUGUCUUGUUUGAAGAGGAG